CAAAAGCCUGAGGUACUUUCUGCCGGCAGAUUUGUUCUGUUAUUUCAACCUGAGAGAAAAGCAUGGGAAGGGAGGAAAACAUAACAGAAGAUGAGGCUGCACUUUACGACAGACAGAUUCGUCUGUGGGGUCUUGAUGCCCAGAGAAGACUUCGUGCAGCCCGUGUGCUUCUAGUUGGAGUGAAGGGUCUUGGAGCAGAGGUGGCCAAGAAUAUCGUCCUUGCUGGAAUCAAAUCUAUCACUCUACUUGACAGUUCACUUGUUGAUGAUGAAGACUGCACAUCUCACUUCCUUGUGUCAAGAGCUGAUUUAGGCAAAAAUCGUGCUGAAUCCUCCCUUCAUCGUGUCCAGCUGCUCAACCCGAUGGUGCAAGUUUCAGCUGACUCCGGGGAUGUUGUCGCCAAGGACGACUCCUUCUUCUCCAACUUUGACGUCGUCUGUGUCACCUGCUGUCCAGCAGCCACUCAGUGCAGAAUCAACAAGAUUUGUGCAGGAAAAAAGAUUCAGUUCUUCAGUGGAGAUGUCUUUGGUUACUAUGGUUACAUGUUCAGUGAUCUAGGAGAACAUGAAUAUGCAGAGGAGGUUGCAAACACGAAGGCCAAGCCAGAUGAAGAUGAUGAGACAGGUGAACCAUCACCCAAGAAGGCGAAGACUCAGGAACCAGAUACUCUUGUUGUUAAAAAGUGCAUGUCAUUCAAGCGGCUUGAGAAUGCUCUCAAUGUUGACUGGAGCGUAGAUGAUAUGAAAAAGAGACUAAGGAGAACACCAAGCACGUACUUCAUCAUGCAAGUGCUUCUAGACUUCUACGGCAAACACAAGCGGAGACCUCUGAUCAAAUCUAAGGCUGAAGAUGUGACGGACCUGAAUGGACUAAGGGAGACAACUCUAGACAGACUGAAGGUGGACAAGAAAUUUGUGCCAGAGGACUUUGCUAGUUUCUGUUUUGCGGAGCUGAGCCCUGUGUGUGCUGUUGUGGGAGGAGUACUGGGACAGGAGAUUAUUAAGGCUGUCUCCCAGAAGGACCAGCCCCACAACAACUUCUUCUUCUACAACGGCAUUGAUGGCAACGGCAUGGUAGACAACAUCGGCAGCAGUCAGCAUUGACAAUAUGACAAUUGAUGAUUGAAGUUUUGCAGUCGAUCCAGUGUAAAAUACAUCCAAUGAGAGUUAAUGCAUAUCUCAUCACUGACAUUUGAUGCUGAAAGUUUGUUUAACACAAGACAGAAGGCUCACAUUUGUUUUCAGGCAUUCAAAAAGUUAUAAACAUACACCAGGUAACCAAACUCAGGAAACUUUUCGUUCAUUUAGAAUACAACAGGUUGCACACCUGUACAAUUAUUUUGCCAUCCAACUAAAUUUACAAGUUAGGCUUGCAUCCUCUUUCUUUUUCAAAGAGAUUUAGCAUCAGGUGUCUUGAGAUGUUGAGUGAACUGUUUGAUUGGCAUUCUAGAAGUUGGUGAGUAAUUUAGAAAACGUACAACUUUAUGGAUAAUAUAUGCAAUAAACCAGAAGUUGUUAUCCAUAAAGUUUUCUUACUGUCUUGGACUGAGUUUGAAAAUGUUCCUAGUAUUCUGGUCAGUGUUAUGCUGUGAUCUAAAUCACUCACUCAGAGUGCUCAAUGUUCCUGAACAACAGUUUUGGAAUGCCUGGUCCUUGAUUUGAGAUGUUUUGAUGGAAACAGUGAGGGAUGCCUGUCUGGAGGCUUCUUCCUAAACUGAAUGAACCGUCUUUUCUAAUUCAGAGUCAAAACCGACAUUAUCGGUCUAGUUCACUGCCAACAAGAUAUCAUUUUAGCUCAGAUGACCUCAUGCCAUGUUUGUCAUCCAUCACCUUUCAUAAGCCUUUUUCACUUUGGAUUGACCUGUAUCAAUUCCUGCUUAUGAAUGGACUCAAGUUGUUUAAGGCAUCACAUGAUCUUCUUGGAAACCACGAGACUGGGCGGUAUCUUCUCUGUGAAUGGUAACAAUCCUAAGUAGCUUGUUCAAAGCAUCUUUGGACAAUGUACCAAUGUUGCUGAGGCAGCAAUUUCAAGUGAUAAAAGGGACCAAGUUGGAUCAAACUUGGCCAUUGUGUUGAUGACUACAAUCAAGGUGUCUGCCUUGUUUUUCCAUACUUGUGCAGGGUGAACUACAGUACCCUGGCCCCAUUGCUUGACAAUAUUGCCACUGCUUCCACUUGAGUUUCCAUGUUGGAAUAUAUUACAGCUUUUUUGUUUCAUUUUGAUUGUGUUAUUUGUGCUAUACAUCAAUUGUUUUGAAGUUCCACUUUUCAGAUUAGACAUUCAUAAAGUAUUGUUUAGAAAACUAGAAAUGGCUUCAUUUGGCCUUUGAAAACUUAUUUUCUCAGUUCAGUUUAGUUGCUGGACAUUUUCAAAUCUGAGCCAACAGAAAUCAAGCACACAUGUUAUCAUCUUCAUUGAAACAUUGUCAGUUUUGGCAUGGUCACUGCUUGUGACUGUUUUGUAAUAAAUGCAAUAUAUUUG
Molecule: messenger RNA, 2481 nt
Organism: Haliotis rufescens (red abalone)
Lineage: Eukaryota; Metazoa; Mollusca; Gastropoda; Lepetellida; Haliotidae
Product: SUMO-activating enzyme subunit 1-like
Exons: 9
Coding region: 63-1103 (346 amino acids)
Biological process (GO): protein sumoylation
Cellular component (GO): cytoplasm; SUMO activating enzyme complex
Molecular function (GO): SUMO activating enzyme activity
Source: RefSeq, a predicted model, not a curated record